AUGGCGAACUGCUCAUUGAAUACGUACGGCAAUACGAAACCAUUUAUGAUUCAAAACGUAAAGAAUAUAAGGAUCAAGCUAUUAGAACAGCUAUCUGGGAGGAAAUAGGAGAAAAAAUGAAACAACCUCCGGACAAAUGUAAAGAUGAAUGGACUAAAUUGCGAAAUGCCUAUGUGAACGCAAUGAAACGGCGUAAAACUAAAAGUGGUCAGGCUGCUAAAACUAUUACACCGUGGAAGUAUGAAGAGCAGAUGAGUUUUUUGAAGCCGUAUAUGGAAUCUCGGCCUACGGUAAGAAAUCUUAAAUCGCCAGAGUCACCAGUGUCAUCACCAAAUUCAACAGAGUCCCUACCAGAUACUCAAUCGGAAGGAUUCAAUGAAGAUGCCAUUCGAUCUCAAUUUGAUAGCCGCUCUCCAACACCACAAUCGAUUCGAUCGAUUUCUUCUCAAUCAGGCAAACGACCUAUACGUAAUAAAACUAAUUUACAUGAAUUAUACGAUUUAAUGAAAACUUCGCACGAUUUACGACUGCAAAAACAACAAAAUAAGCAGCUAGACAAAGAAAUGGAUGAGACUGACUUGUUUUUCCUAAGUAUGAGCAAAGCCGUAAAGAAACUGCCUAAACUCGAACAGUCUAAAAUAAAAUUGGAUUUGCACACUGCGAUUUCAAAAGCCGAAAUUCACUUUCUUCAAGCACAAGACCAAAUUCGCAGAACACCCAUCCAUAUAACUAGCCAGAUUAUUUCUCAACCGCAACAACAAGGACAUCAGUCACCAGAACACACAUCCACAUCCACGCCGUCACUUCCAAGCACCUCAGCCUUCUCCUAUACACGUACAUCCACAGCAGUCGCAGCACCAAUGGAAACACAAACAUUGGAAUCAGAACAGCAAAAUUCUUGUCUCUCGGCGUAUUAUGCUAAUGCACAAUUUUCUGAGGAAAAUAAUUCAUAUUAUUAAAAAUAAAUCCUUACCUUAAACAUA
Molecule: messenger RNA, 983 nt
Organism: Cydia pomonella (codling moth)
Lineage: Eukaryota; Metazoa; Arthropoda; Insecta; Lepidoptera; Tortricidae
Exons: 2
Coding region: 117-959 (280 amino acids)
Source: RefSeq, a predicted model, not a curated record